Messenger RNA from Vigna radiata var. radiata (mung bean), 2400 nucleotides. Its product is annotated as inositol transporter 4. Lineage: Eukaryota; Viridiplantae; Streptophyta; Magnoliopsida; Fabales; Fabaceae. Gene Ontology annotation, cellular component: membrane. The transcript is spliced from 8 exons. The record is from RefSeq and is a predicted model, not a curated record. Gene Ontology annotation, molecular function: myo-inositol:proton symporter activity. Gene Ontology annotation, biological process: transmembrane transport. Bases 427 to 2163 code for a protein of 578 amino acids.
UAGCGAGAUAUGAAAAGAGAAAGAACCGUCGAUUUUGUUGCGAUGGGUAGGGAUGAGAUAAAAUUAAGGAAGGAAUGAUGGCAAAUUUUGGUGAACAUUUUGAAGAGUGAAAGUGGAGCACAGAGAGACAAGACGACAUUGUUGUACCUACAAAUAAACCCAAACACUCUGAAAUAUACUUUUCAGUAAUUAAGUAUCCAACAAAACAUCCUCAAACGACAAAACACAGAGGAUCUCAACAGUGCGCGUUUGGUUUCUCAUUGAAUCUCUGAGAGAAUCGCGUCAAAACAGAAGAAGACGUGGCUUUCAGAUCAGAAGAAGAUCACGUAGCAGCACAUAAUUGCCUGGUAACGUGAUUAAUUCUGAUCCUGGAUACACAGUACACAUCGCCUAAGAAAUUCACCGGAAAUCAGCCAAGGUGUUAGAAUGGGAGAGGUUGAGCAAGGUGGAAGCAAUGUGGAAUUCAGAGAAUGUUGGAACAGAGCAAGAGGUUCACCAUACAUUAUGCGCCUUGCUUUAUCAGCAGGCAUUGGAGGUCUUCUAUUUGGCUAUGACACAGGUGUCAUCUCUGGAGCUCUGUUGUACAUCCGAGACUACUUUGAAGAAGUUGACAAGAAAACAUGGCUACAGGAAACGAUUGUAAGCAUGGCUGUCGCAGGAGCCAUUAUUGGUGCUGCAUUUGGAGGAUGGAUAAAUGACAAAUUUGGGAGAAAAAAGUCGAUUAUAGUAUCUGAUGUUUUGUUCUUUCUCGGUGCAAUAGUUAUGGCUUUUGCUCCAUCUCCUUUGAUCCUCAUUAUUGGGAGAAUCUUAGUUGGUUUGGGUGUUGGUAUGGCAUCCAUGACUGCACCUCUAUACAUCUCAGAAGCUUCUCCUCAUAACAUUAGAGGAUCUCUAGUCUGUGUCAAUGGUCUGCUUCUCACAGGAGGACAAUUUCUGUCUUACCUUAUCAAUUUGGCAUUCACCAAGGUACCAGGAACCUGGCGAUGGAUGCUUGGGGUGGCAGGAAUUCCUGCUGUGCUUCAGUUUGUAUUAAUGUUGUCUCUCCCUGAGUCACCCAGAUGGCUCUACCGUCAGGGGAAAGAAGAGGAGGCAAGGAACAUCCUGUUGAGAAUCUAUCGGCAAGAGGAAAUUGAAGAAGAGAUGAGAUCAAUGCAAGAGUCUGUUCAAGCUGAGAAGGAGGAACACUCGAAUGGCCAAAAGAAUUUGGCAAAAAGAUUGAAGGAUGCUUUUAGCAAUGAUGUAGUUCGAAGAGGUCUAUAUGCUGGCAUCACUGUUCAAGUUGCUCAGCAGUUUGUGGGCAUUAACACACUCAUGUAUUACAGUCCAACCAUUGUUCAGUUCGCUGGAAUUGCAUCUAACUCAACAGCUCUUGCACUUUCUCUCAUUACAUCAGGUCUCAAUACUGUUGGCACUGUCAUGAGUAUGGCAUUCAUUGAUAGAUAUGGAAGGAGAAGACUUAUGCUCAUUUCCCUGGUUGGAAUCAUUGUUUGCCUCGUCGUUUCAAGUGCUGUCUUUUUCCAGUCAGCUAAACAUGCCCCUGCAGUUAGUGACAAAGACACCCUCAGUUUUGGUGCCAACUCUACAUGCCAGCCUUAUAUAAAUGCUCCUAAAUUCCCUUCCUGGAACUGCAUGCAAUGUUUGCGUGAAGACUGUGCCUUCUGUGCCAACAGCGACAACGAAUAUCAUCCAGGUGCAUGCCUGUCUGCAGAAAAGAGUGUAAGAGGAGAGUGCAGUGCAAAGAAAAGAGUAUGGUUUUCUAAGGGAUGUCCAAGCAAAAUUGGAAUCCUAGCUGUAGCAGUGCUGGGAUUGUAUAUUCUAGCAUACGCUCCAGGAAUGGGAACAGUGCCUUGGGUUCUGAACUCAGAGAUAUACCCUUUGAGAUACAGAGGUUUAGGUGGAGGUAUAGCUGCAGUUUCCAACUGGUGUGCUAAUCUCAUUGUGAGUGAGUCAUUCUUAAGCAUGACUGAGACUCUUGGUGCAGCUGGCACAUUCCUACUUUUUGCUGGGUUCUCCGUCAUUGCAUUGAUAGCAAUCUACGCAUUAGUGCCUGAAACCAAAGGCCUUCAGUUUGAGGAGGUGGAGAAGUUGCUUCAAGAAGGCUUCAAACCCUUCCCGUUUAACAAGAAAAAGAAGGACAUCAAAGAAAAAGUUGAAGAUGAGUAGUUGCCAAGUCAGAGUAAGUUUUUUUGAUGAUAUGGAGGACAUCACUUUUAUUGUCUGUUGAAGAAAUAACUGGUGCUUCUCUUCUUGCCUCUUCAAAUAAUUAAUGAAACGGCAUUUAAUUCAUCUUGGAAUUCUCUACAAGAGUGGGUAGCUUCACUUGGCAAUUAUGCUAUUGCCUUUGUUACAUGCCUCAGAUUGUUUAACCAAAUUUUCUUUGGGAGCCCCACAACCAAGGUC